Schizophyllum commune H4-8 is the source of this 2233-nucleotide messenger RNA. RefSeq lists its product as uncharacterized. The coding region runs from base 405 to 2024 and encodes 539 amino acids. Gene Ontology annotation, biological process: acetate metabolic process. The transcript is spliced from 7 exons. Gene Ontology annotation, molecular function: acetyl-CoA hydrolase activity; acetate CoA-transferase activity. The record is from RefSeq and is a predicted model, not a curated record. Lineage: Eukaryota; Fungi; Basidiomycota; Agaricomycetes; Agaricales; Schizophyllaceae. Gene Ontology annotation, cellular component: mitochondrion.
AGGGCGUGAGACGGACUGGGUCGGAGUGCAUGAUGUCUUUCGAGCGGGCGAAGGAGACGGAGCUCCGUGUGGCUUAUCGUUGGGUGCGCCUGCCGAGCGGCGAGAUGCUGCCCUCGCACAAAGUCCGCGUCUCUGUGUCGGUUCCCAUCCCUCUGUAGGUCGCAGAGGACGGCCGCGGGUGCGUUGGGCGUCCGGGAGUGGGUGCAGGAGGCAAGGUCUAGAUUGUGCUCGAGGAUUUGUGGAUCACGCGAGCUCGGCGCAUCGCGUGCAGCCGACGGCGCGCCUGGGCUCAUGAAUAUGCCGCGCCAAUGCCGGCGGCGCGCGCCCCCGUACUCCUCCUGAGCACCUCUUAAGGCCUACCACCAUCACGCCCGCCGCUUCGUACCUCCUACCCCACCCCCGCGAUGCGUGCCACCCCCUUCCUGCGCAACGUCGCCUCCGCCGCGCUUAAGCAGCGCGUUCGCCGCCCCCAGUACCUCUCCAAGCUCACCAGCCCGGAGGCGCUCGCCCCGCACUUUAAGAACGAUGACUACAUCGGCUGGUCGGGGUUCACCGGAGUCGGCUACCCGAAGGCUACCCCAACGGCCAUCGCGGACCAUGUUGAGCAGAACAACUUGCAGGCCGACCCCGCGACCAAGAAGAAGUUUAACCUCUUCGUCGGCGCGUCUGUAGGCCCUGAGGUCGAGGACCGCUGGGCACGGAUGGACAUGAUUGCCCGCCGCUACCCUCACCAGGUCGGCAAGGACAUUGCCAAGGGCAUCAACGCCGGCAGGAUUAACUUCGCCGACAAGCACCUUUCCAUGUUCCCCCAGGAUCUGACAUACGGCUACUACAGCCUGAAGAAGACACACGGCGACCCGCGCCGACCCCUUGACUGGGCGAUCGUCGAGGCUACCGCCGUGACUGAGGAGGGAUGGAUCGUGCCGGGCGCAUCCGUCGGCGCUACGCCCGAAAUUCUGCAAAGCGCGGAAAAGAUUGUUAUCGAAGUCAACACCAGCAUUCCCGACCUCACUGGCCUGCACGACAUCACGCAGUCCAACCUCCCGCCCUACCGCCAACCCUACCUCGUCACCCACACGUCAGACCGCAUCGGCACCACCGCCAUCCCCGUCGACCCCGACCGCGUUGUCGCCAUCAUCGAGUCCAACCACCCCGAUAACACUGGCAAGAACGCGCCCGAGACGGAAGAGUCGAAGCUGAUCGCCGGUCACCUGAUCGAGUUCCUGUCCGCUGAGGUCGAGGCAGGCCGCCUCCCGCGCUCGCUGCUUCCUUUGCAGUCCGGCAUCGGCAACGUGGCGAACUCGAUUAUCGGCGGCCUCGCCGACGGUCCGUUCGACAAGGUGCAGGUGUGGACGGAGGUGCUGCAGGACACCUUCCUGCGCUUCUUCGACUCCGGCAAGCUCGAUUUCGCCACCGCGACGAGCAUCCGCUUCACGCCCGAGGGCUUCAAGCACUUCUACUCGCACUGGGCCGAGUACAAGGACAAGCUGCUCCUCCGCUCGCAGCAGGUCGCGAACUCGCCCGAGGUCAUCCGCCGCCUCGGCGUCAUCGCGAUGAACACCCCGCUCGAGGUCGACAUCUACGCGCACGCGAACUCGACCUGCGCGCUCGGCUCGCGCAUGCUCAACGGCCUCGGCGGCUCCGCGGACUUCCUCCGCAACGCGAAGCUGUCGAUCAUGCACACGCCCUCGAGCCGCCCGUCGAAGACGGACCCGACGGGUAUCUCGUGCAUCGUCCCCUUCGCGUCGCAUGUUGACCAGACGGAGCACGAUUUGGAUGUGGUGGUGACGGAGCAGGGUCUUGCGGAUUUGAGAGGUCUGGCCCCGCGUGAGCGUGCGCCGGUCAUCAUCCAGAAGUGCGCGCACCCCGACUACAGGGACUCGUUGAUGGAUUACUAUGAGCGCGCGCUGUACGACUGCUUGAAGAAGGGCAUGGGCCACGAGCCGCAUAUGCUCAAGAAUGCGUUCAAGAUGCACAUCAACCUGCAGGAGAAGGGCACGAUGAAGGUGGACAAGUGGGACUAAGUAGCUUAUACUUUCCCAUGUAGGGGCGUAUACCUCCCCGCUGUAGGCCCUUAGCUGCGCUUAUCGCAGACCGAGGGUCUUGCACUUGGACGAUUCAUUGAGAUGUUGGUACGGUAAUAGCAGUAGUGCGCGGCGACGCGUAACGCGUUGCGCCGCUAGAUGACAACUAGCCUUCGCACAAUGUACGAUAUACAUUCUUCUAGUGUGGA